Messenger RNA from Drosophila busckii, 6147 nucleotides. RefSeq lists its product as uncharacterized. Bases 78 to 5942 code for a protein of 1954 amino acids. The transcript has 15 exons. Gene Ontology annotation, molecular function: protein binding. Lineage: Eukaryota; Metazoa; Arthropoda; Insecta; Diptera; Drosophilidae. The record is from RefSeq and is a predicted model, not a curated record.
AUAAAAUAAAAGUUUGAUUUGCGCAGGAAAAAGGCUUUAAUUAAGAAGGUCCGCCAGCGACCGAAAUUCAUCAAGUAAUGGCGGUGAAUUCGCAUUCCGAUCUCAAGGACUUGCAUAUUUUUGAGUUGCGUCCGCUAAUAACAAAUUUUAGCUGUAAGCUCUCUGCUGUCACUGUCUCGCCGUACGAUGAAAAGCAAUUCCUGUGCCUGGUCAGCGAGGAGAAUGAUAUUGUACUGCGUUAUAUCAAUAACGCGGGCCAAGAGGUGUUUAAGAUGAUCUCCUGGUUUCGACGCAGCAACCGUGUUAUACAUGAUGUGUGCUUUGAUCCUGCGGGUACUUGGCUGCUUGUGCUGUGUUUCGAUAAUACGCUGCAUAUUCUACCCGCGCUAUCAUUGGUGGACAGGACACACAAUCUGGCCGCCUCGUCGCUAUACAGCAUGACACAGAUAACAUCCUACAUAAUACCGUUUGUUGGGCCACACGAAUGUCCUAAUUCAAAGCUGUGUCCUAAUCAUUCAACAAUGUUAAGCGAGACACUGGAGGAGCAAGCGGAUCAGAUGGCGGAUAACCUAGAGCAUAUUAGGCUAGAUAAAGAGGCUGACAAUAUUGAAGCAGAAGCUUUGGGGCAAGACUUGCCCGAUUAUAUGCUAGCAAAUGGCCCUGAGGCUGCUGCAACUGCCGAGCACGAACACAUGGCAGAUGCGACGGGCAACAGUCAAGUGAUGGCCAGCUCAUUUAUGGCUUCAAAAACCUGCCCCUAUCCUCUGUCAGUAGUGUGGUGGAAAACGUACCAGGGCUUAAAUCGCGCCAUAAUUGGUUACUCCGAUGGCUCCAUCUGCUUUGUUGGUCUCAGUCCCAAUUGCCCAAUGAUUGCCAGCACAACCAUACAGAGCGGCUCCGUAGUGCGCUUAACAAUAUGCAAGGACAAUACUUUCGAUGGCGUCAUGUUGCUAAUUACCUCAUCGCUGAAGGAGCAGUUUAAGCUGCUGCUUGAGCAAAAGGCCAUCUCGUAUGUGUAUCCUGGCGAUAGCUCACCCACGACACGUGAGGGUGCCUGGCAAAUAGUUAUGUCUGUACAUGCAAAGCAACAGACUGGUGUCUCCAAUGAAGCACGCCAAAGCAACAGUUCCGAUCCGGCCUCGGACAGCAGUCAGCUAGAUGAAGAUGUCUUUGCGCCAGCCGGCAGUGAAGAUGUGGCGCCCACAACACAAACAGCAACAGUGGUGGCAACUACGCCGGAGCUGCUCGCAGCGGAUAGUGAGGACAAUGCGUGUACGCCAGCAGCUCCACCCGCGGUUAGCGAAAAUGCAGGUAUGCGUUUUCAACAGCAACAGCUGGGAGUCAAUAGCUUCGAUGGCAUAUUGCCCGCCACGCGUGCACGCCUAGCGUCACUCAAAAGUUUGGGCUCCAAAAAGCUUCAGGCCAUCAAGAUGCGCCUGUCUGACCAACGACAAAAGUUUGAUGAAUUUAUGCCUGACAACCAUAUGGGUUCGUUUGCUAUUAUGGACUCGCCUUCGGUAACACCAGAGCCGCUGGGAAAUACCAAUGGAUCCCACUAUACAAUACAGAAUCUGCGCAGCACUUACCUCUUGAGCGCCUUACAUAGCAGUAGCUGCAGUUUAACGGUGCAUAGCAUUGAUAUAAAUCUGAAGCCGUUGUUCUUAUACAAAAUACCCAAACACUGUGUGGACAUCCUGAUUAGCUCCAAUAUACUCUACAGCAUACAAUAUGUAAAUCUAAAUAGUGGCAAUGAUACAGCCAGCUCAACGGCUACGGCACCUUCUUCGCUGGAGGAGCCACUGCUGGCGAAUACUGAGAAAGAAAGCCUUGAUGCCGACUCGGAAAAAGUGGAAGCUAACACGACUAACAAAAGUGAUGAUACCAGCGCAACGACGAGCGCAUCGAGUAUGGAUCACAGCGAUAUGCCCAGUAAUGCCAUCAAUGCUGUUAGCAUUAUCAGCAGCGCAAUGGCCUCGCAGCAUGCCACCGAAGAUAAUAAAUUCAAUCAGCAAGCACAGUUGGCGCUCUUUCGCUUUGAACACGAGACAGUCCUGCAUCUCUAUCAAAUGGCACAGUUUCGUGCGGACAAUAAUGGGACAGUUCAAUUGGAGGCGCUAAGCAAAGAGGAAAAGGCCAAGGCAUUUGAGUUGAAGGACAUACACACACCAAUGGACUAUGUGCAGUUUUAUGAGUCCGUUGAUGUUAGCAGCGAAUACUCACUGCGCCAAAUGGAAAUAAUGCAGGCAGAGUUUCCCAAAAUCAAUUACGAUCCUUGCUACGUUAUAACCAACAAAAAUGUCUACACUAUACAGCUAAAAAAGGCGCCAUUCGAGUUGUUCUUAGAUGCAGCGUUGAUCAGCGAAUGGAAUCAAUGCCGCGAUUUUUGCAAUACAUUUGAUUUAUCAUUUGAGCACUGCAUUGAAUUCGCUGGCGAUUAUUUGCUGCGUCGCAAAAAGAUUACACAGGCGCUCAUUACGUAUAAUGUGGCGAGGGUGAAGCCCAUACGCACUGCUCUCAAGCUGGCCAUGUAUGGCCAUACGUUUCCACUGAUGCAGCUCUGUGCCAUGGCACUCAAAUGCAGCUAUAUAUUGCGCACCCGUUACUUUUGUCAUACACUGUUGAAGGGCCUAUUGCCAGACAUUACGUAUCGUCAUUCGGAGGAUGUGCGUGAGAUUUUGCCGCUGAUUGAGAAGGAUAAGAGUGCGGUGGUUAAUUCUGGCGAAAGCUGCAGCGAUUAUCUUUAUGGCGUGGAUGAAUCAAUAAGCGCGCUGCAAAUGUCGCCAUCAUCACAGUUUCAUUUGGCCAAUUUGCUGCUCAUAACGCUGGCCGAGAAGGCUGUCAACGAUAAGAACUAUUUGCCUUUGUGGAACUUUUUGGUAACGAAUAGCAAGUAUCACACCAAUAUGACCAGCAUUGUGCUUUGCCAGAGCGGUCUGUUCUCAGCUGCAGUUAUAUUGGCCAAAAUGCGUGGCGUUUGCCUUGAUACAUUCAAUGCCUUGGUAAGCGUUGUGGCUCAGGAAUUUGGCUGGUACAAUGAGUUAAACGUUUGUCUGUACAAUCUAAGCGAGUGCUUAUUUAUGGAAACAAUAACUUACUUGCCAUAUGUGGCAAUGGAAUUCUUCUGUUUUAUACAAAACAAGCUGGAGCACAUACGACCCUGUGUGUUGCAGCGUCUUUCCAAGCAAUUGAAUCCCUUUGCUGCUGCACUGCGUCCUAUUAUUUCACACAGCAGCAGCUCCAGUGCUAAUGAAAAAUAUGCGCAUCUUUUUGAAUUCUGUAAAUAUCUAAUCGAAACCUAUUUGGCCGUGCUUAUACAUUUGGAAUCGCAGCGCGUCAAACACGACGCCAUCAUAAAUGCUCUAUCGAAUUUUCGCAUAAACUAUGAAGACAAUCAGUUUGCUAUUGAGAGUUCACGCUUCAAGCCCAUCUCAGCGGGUUGUGCCUAUGGCGCCUGCGUUGUGGACGGCGUUGCUUAUUUCUGGGGCUCCAGCGGCGUGCCCCUAUGUUACAGCGCUCAAAAAUCUACAGAGCCACCGGAGCCAGCUUAUGCGGUAAAGACCUUGGAGCUGCUCUCACAGCUAAACCUGGAGGUGCAUGCCAUAAAGUGUGGCAGGCAGCACACGCUUAUACUGACCAAUAAUGGCCUGUAUGCCAUGGGCAACAAUAAUCUAUGCCAAUUGGGCAUUGGUCAGCAUAUGCAAAUGGCGCUGCAGCCGAUGCUGUUAACGGCGCUGGAUGGCAUGAACAUUACCAUGCUUGAGGCUGGACAAUAUCAUAAUGCUGCCGUAGCGGAUGGCAAGCUCUAUAUGUGGGGCUGGGGCAUCUAUGGCCAAUUGGGCAACGGAAGCCCGGAGAAUCUAGCUACACCCACUCUAGUCAGUUUUUUUAAGUACAAGAAAAUUUUACAAAUAAGUCUGGGACAUGCUCAUAGCUUGGUGCUGUGCCAGGUUCAGAGAAAUAAUUAUACUCCGGCUACUAAUGACAGUGUAAAUGAACUGUACGUCUUUGGCUCCAAUCAUUUUGGGCAGCUGGGCAUUGGCUGCGAUGAGCAAGGACAAACGGAGAGUAAAACGAGUUUACCACUACGCCUCGAGUUGAGCGACUGCAGCAUAAGACUGAUACAUACGAAAUUUUUUACAAACCUAGCUGUAGAUGAGCAGGAGCGCAUGUAUACUUGGGGCAGCUCACCGCAGGCUUUACGCCUCGCCAACCAAAUCAAACGUCGCGCCAAUGCCAAGCAGAAGCAGGAGGAAAUGCAGCAGCGUGAGAUGCUAAGCAAGCGUUUGGAGGAGACACUGCUUCCGCCAGCAAACAAUCAUAGCAACUUGGUGGAGCCGAGCACAUCUUAUGCAGCCGUGCUGGCGGGGGCUGUGCCCAAGUCUAAUGCAGAAACCAAAGAUAAUCCACUUGAUUCAGCGAAAUCAGAUGCCAGCGAUGUAAUUAACGCCACACUGACAGCCAACAUUGCAGCUUCGGCGUCUGUAGCAGUGCAAACAAUGCAACCAAGCGAACCAGAUCCAUCGGAGCAUAUGACGCCACAUUUGGUGGAUACCAGCGAGGUGGCCGGACAAAUUUUACAAAUCUCCAGCGGUUUGUUUCAUUACGCGCUUAUAUCCUCCACUUGCACGUUGUACACCUGGGGCAAGAACCUGGAGCAUCAAUUGGGCACUGAGGAUAAGGAUCGACGUACUGUACUCAAGCCCUCGCCCAUUGACAGCAUUGAGCGGCCCAUGUAUGUGGAUUGCGGUGCUGAUUUUACGCUUGUCAUGACCACCGAUCAUGUUGUCAAGGCCUUUGGCGGUAACUCCAAUGGCCAGUGCGGACGCGACUUGGGCGCCAGCUUAGACCGCAUGCGUCAACGCGUCGUUUGUUUGCCCACCACCAAGCGUCUGAUGCGUUUCGAGAGUCAAUGCGUUGAGGCGCCUGUGGAGAUAAAUUUGCCGCGGCCGCGUAUACGGCUGGAUCAGGAGCCAGUGCGUUAUUUAAAGGUAAUGCCGCCAUAUCAGCCGCACUUUUUGCAGCAGGCAAACAUUAGCUUCGAUCAAGGAUACGCAGCCACACCUAACUACAAGUCUAGCAGCGAUCAGGCCGGCACCGGUCAGGAUUCGGAUGAUUUGCUAAGCAGUUUGGAGAAUUUGAGCCACAACGAUGGCAGCUACUCGUACAAUAUUGCGCAGCCGGGUGGUGAUGCCAACAGUUCGCUAGACAUGGACUACUCGCCCGAGGAGCAAAGCUAUGUGCAAUUGCCGAAUCAGACGCCAGCUGCAACGGCAACCGCUAAUGUUGCUGCUGCUUUGCUGGGCGAGGAUGAUGACAUCAGCAGCUGUACACGCAGCUCCGAGGCUACAGAUGUGGCUGCAAUGCAGCCGCUGCGUCAUUAUAUACACUAUUGCCUAUAUGCGUUUCAUGGACUCUAUAAUCCGGACAAGAUUAGCGAGUGCGCGCGUGUGCAUCGCAAUGAGUAUCGCAUACGCAUUUGCAUGCUCAACUUUCGCUUCGUGGAGGCAUUUCAGCUGUGCCUGCAUAGCUGCGACACCGCACAACGCACGCUUAAGCUGUUUGAGUACUUCAGUAAGGAUACGGGCUAUGUGCCGCUCAAGCGUCCGGAUCUCAAGCAUUUGAUUUAUCACAUGUGUCUACACUUUAUGGAGCGCAAGUUUGAUAUGCUGGACUGCGAGCGCUUCUUUAUGAGCGACUUGGACUACUAUUUGCUGGAGCUUGCGUAUGUCUUUUAUUUCAACAACAACAAUUCAACGCUGGAGCAGAAUCUCAAUCAGAAGUUCAAGCUGCUGAUUGCAGCGACGGACAGCAAUCAGUCCGACACCCAGGCGCUGCUGCAGGACACCGAUGCCAUUUUUGAUAGCUUUAGUGUUAAGUUCAAGACGUUACUAUGCCAGCGUCUGCUCAGCUAUUGUGAGUCCGAUGCGAAUGCCAGCAAUUAGCAUUGGCUUGCCCAGGGAGAUCUAUGGGUCUUGCUUUGAGUUUGUUUUUGUUGAAAUGUUUGUCGUGUUUUCAUUUAUUCCCGCAAUGUAUGUGUGUUUUUUUUUUAAUUUGUUGCAAGUUCCAGCACAUAACCAAAUAUCAGUUAAGACGUUCAGUUUUCAACAAUACUAAAGUAAAUAUAUAUACUAACAUACAAAAUAUUAU